This is a messenger RNA of Phyllopteryx taeniolatus (common seadragon), 4209 nucleotides long. RefSeq names its product serine/threonine-protein kinase N1-like. Gene Ontology annotation, biological process: signal transduction; protein phosphorylation. Gene Ontology annotation, molecular function: small GTPase binding; protein serine/threonine kinase activity; ATP binding. The record is from RefSeq and is a predicted model, not a curated record. Lineage: Eukaryota; Metazoa; Chordata; Actinopteri; Syngnathiformes; Syngnathidae. The transcript has 22 exons. Bases 446 to 3256 code for a protein of 936 amino acids.
UUCACGUCUGUUUUCCGUCCUACCUCGAGCUGCUGUCACAGUUCGACCGCGUCGGAUCCGGAGUACGCGACAGCUGGCGAAAUGGCCCCGGGCGUCCGCGUGAGCUGGAGCUGAUUCCGCCGGGCGACUGUUUGCGUGCGCCCCCUCCAGAGGAUGAGCAGACAGCCAGCCCAGCACCCGUCGCUCACACCACCGCAGGACACGCUGCACUGCGCGAUGCGGCUCAAGGUCCAGGCAGGAGGCGACGGUCUCCUCUCUCCUCUGCGCUCAAAAUACCUCCUGUCCGGGUUCAGGUUGACACUUCCUCCGAGUACUUUUCACGGAGUGGACUGUUGUUGACUACGGUGCACCCGACGUUUGCCCGCUUUCUAGACGCAACUAGGAAUUGCACCAUGAUCUGAUCUUUAAAACGAAGCGGGCGGUAAUAGGAGUCACCUGGAAGCACAUGAUGGCCAAUAACAACGAGCUGCAAACUGAUCCAGGCGGUCUGUCAGUGCUGCAGCAGCUCGGCUUGGACCAGAACGCUGACCUCUCGGACUCCAGUGUGCAGCAACGCCUGGAUGAGUACCGCGAGAGGAUCCGCAGGGAGAUCCGCAAGGAGCUGAAGAUCAAGGAGGGAGCGGAGAAUCUCCGCAGGGCCACCACUGACAAGAGAAAUGCCCAACAGGUGGACUCGCAGCUCCGCAGUUCCAAACGCAAGCUGGAGUGUCUCCACGCUCAGCUGCAGGAGCUGGAUGCCCACAUUGUGGUCAAGGGCCACAACGAGAAUGAAGAUGCUGCAACAUCUCCAGGCUCAGUUAGUCGACCUUCUGCCAACCAACACCGCAUUGCUGCGUUGGAGCGUCAGCUAAACAUUGAAUUGAAGGUCAAACAGGGAGCAGAAAACAUGAUUCCCAUUUACGCCAAUGGAGCUACCAAGGACAAGAAGCUUCUCCAGACGGCUCAGCAGAUGCUGCAGGACAGCAAGACGAAGAUCGACAUCAUCCGCAUGCAGAUCCGGAAGGCCAUGCAGGCCACAGAGCAGUCUGAGGACAACCAGUGUAAACCUGACGUAUGUGGGGUGGAGCUGCGCGUAGAGGAGCUGUGGCAUCAUUACCGUGUGGAGCACGCCAUGGCGGAGGGAGCGAAGAACAUCCUGCGACUGCUUGGUGCAGGAAAGGUCCAAGACAAAAAGGCCAUGGCAGAGGCACAAUGUGGUCUGAGUGAGUCAUCCCAGCGUCUGGACCUGCUCAGGUGCUCUUUGGAGCAGCGGCUACUGGAGCUCCCAGAGGACCACCCGAAGGCCUGUCUGAUCAAGGAGGAGCUGGCAUUGGCUUCCUCCGCAGCGUUUAGCUCCCGCCACAGCACACCCUAUGUUCACAACCAGUACAGCACCUUGAGUAAACCAUCACCUCUCACAGGAACUCUUCAAGUGCAUCUUCUGGGAUGUGUAGGGCUUGCAGAGGUUGUCCCAGGCAGGAGCAGAGGGACUCCCGUGGUUCUUCCAGCUUACUCUCCAGGAGAUGGACGCUCCUCCUUUAAACUGAGUGGCCUCUAUAGCCGUAGCACCAGUAGCAUGAGCCUCAAGAUCCCUGGCAAGAAUGAUGAGCUGUCUCAGGAAGUAAGUGCAGUUCUGAAGCUAGAGAACACAGUGGUGGGUCAGACCGCUUGGAAAACCUUUGGAGAUCAGACGUGGGACCAAAGCUUCACUGUGGAGCUAGAGAGGUCCAGGGAGUUGGAGAUUGCGGUGUACUGGAGAGAUUACCGCUCCCUGUGCGCUCUGAAGUAUCUCAAGCUGGAGGAGUUUUUGGAUAACCAAACACACAGAGUCAAACUAGAACUUGAACCACAGGGGCUGCUGCUGGCAGAGGUCACCUUUUUCAAUCCAGUAAUAGAGAGAGGACGAAGACUCCAGAGACAAAAGAAUGUCUUUUCUAAACAGCAUGGAAAGGCAUUCCUGCGUGCUCGCCAGAUGAACGUGGACAUCAGUACAUGGGUUCGCCUGCUGCGGAAUGCCAUCCCAAGUGGAAGCAAUCCACCUGCAUACGCACCUGGUUUCUCAAGCAACACACUCACACACAGCCCUGGAGAAAUCUCUGUAGAAAAGCUAACUCUGGACACAGAAUCUCCCCUCAAAACCGAGAUCGGAGACUUUACCACUGUGCAGCAGACGGCGGUCUUCGAGCCCCCUUCCAUGCCGGAUGUUCCUGUUCCUGACCCCCCAACCAGAUCACAGUCCUGGGACUCAUUGCGCAGACCAAGCAGAGGUUUGCCUGUUUGCCUGCAGGAUUUCAAGCUGAUAGCAGUGCUUGGCAGGGGGCACUUCGGCAAGGUGUUGUUGUCGGAAUACAAGCGGACAGGCAGCCUGUACGCCAUCAAAGCCCUGAAGAAGGGAGACAUCGUCACGCGGGAUGAAGUGGAAAGUCUGAUGUGCGAGAAGCGGAUCUUUGAGACCGUCAACAGCUCCCAUCACCCAUUCCUGGUCAACCUGUUUGCGUGUUUUCAGACGCCAGAACAUGUGUGUUUCAUCAUGGAGUACACUGCAGGAGGGGACCUGAUGAUGCACAUACACGCAGACGUCUUUUCAGAGCCACGUGCUGUGUUCUACACCGCUUGUGUGGUCUUGGGUCUGCAGUUCCUUCAUGACCAUAAGAUUGUUUAUCGAGAUCUGAAGCUGGACAACCUGCUGCUUGAUGUAGAUGGUUUUGUAAAAAUAGCAGACUUUGGUCUAUGUAAAGAAGGCAUGGGUUAUGGGGACAGGACCAGCACAUUUUGCGGGACCCCUGAGUUUUUGGCCCCAGAAGUACUGACAGACACCUCAUACACAAGAGCAGUCGACUGGUGGGGCCUGGGGGUGCUCGUCUAUGAAAUGUUGGUCGGAGAGUCUCCGUUUCCAGGUGAUGAUGAAGAGGAGGUUUUUGACAGCAUAGUGAAUGAUGAAGUCCGCUACCCGCGCUUCCUCUCAACCGAGGCCAUUGGAAUUAUGAGACGGAUGCUGAGAAGGAAUCCUGAGAGGCGGCUGGGUUCUGGAGAAAAAGAUGCUGAGGAAGUCAAAAAACAGCCUUUCUUCAGAGAUAUGGAUUGGGAGGCUCUCCUUCAUCGGAAAGUCUCUCCUCCUUUUGUCCCGACCAUCACUGGAAAAGAAGACGUCAGCAACUUUGAUGUGGAGUUUACAGCCGAGGCGGCGACCCUCACGCCGCCCCGCGAGCGACGCACUCUCUCCCGCAAGGAACAGGCCUAUUUUAAGGAUUUUGACUAUGUAUCUGACCUCUGCUAGGGUCUACGGAUUAGUAGAUGACCCCUGCCAGCCUCAGACUCUAAGAGGAGAGAGAUGAGGAUGGGAUAUCUGACUGCAGGAACUCAAUGGGAUGAACAACUGGCUUGGACCAGUGUGUGCGUGAGUGUGAAAGACGGAGGGGGCGGGGGGUGUCAGCUAGAAUGUGAUCGCGUGUCUCACACAGCUGCAGUGUCACUGACCUGCUGACAUUUUAGACAAUCUGGAGGGGCUUUUAGAGGAAAAUGAGAUGAUAACUGAAGAUAAUCCAGAUUAUGUAGCAACUGAGUUGACUGGUCCUCCUGUUUACUGCACUGUGUGGAGUCAAUGACAAAUCGGCAUCAUUGUCAGCGAAAUGCUCAAUGAGCCAAAAAGUAACAAUCGGAAGCUGAUUAUCAUCACGGCAGGUUUUUGUCUCCCGUCUUGUCUUUUUGUCUCUGCUGUGUGCUGCUGCUAUGUGUCGCCGUGACCCAGGCUCAGUCGUUAUGAAUGUACGGUGUCAGCCUCAAUCAUGUGCAACUUCAAAAUGAACACUUGGGGACGGCAAAGAAAAAAUCUGCUUGUUGUUCUUCAAACUCUGUUGCUUUCUGUUGAUUGUGUCAGAGAGACAACGCGUGAUGCUCUUUAAUAAAAGAUGACACGUUUGUAAUGGUAUGAAAUGCUCUCUCGCUCCUAUCCUGCUGUGAAAGAGGUGUUGUCAACAUUGCUUUAGUUUACAUUACUUUAAUCCACUCUUUCACAUAGAAAUGCAUUUGUGUUUGGCUAACAAAGAAUGUCAAACUAAGCCUUUGGGAAAAAAUUAUUCAAUGGGUGUAAAUCGACUCUUCAGCCAACAAAUGCAAUCAUUUUCAAUGAUAAAAGAUAAUUUGGUGAUUUUAUUUUUCGCACUGUUUCCUCUUGUAUAAUUUUCUGGUUAAAUGUGUUUUAGUAAACGUGAACCAAACAUGAAGUUCAAA